AUGCUCGAGAAGGCGGAGCGGGAGGCCAAGGAGGCGGCCACCGCGGUGUCCGUCGCGCGGAGCCGGUCCACCUCCCACGCCGCGCGGUACUCGCUUCCCGUUGGUAACAACGGUGGCGGCUACACGCGCCUGCUCGACGAUCCCGAGGCUGGCGAGCAGCUCUCUGUGGCGGACCCGGCGGUCUCGUGCACGGGUGUGCCUCCGGCGGAGGCACGCGACGGCGACUCGGUGGCGCUCACGGCCGAUCAGGUCUCCGACCCGCUCGGCCUCCUGGGCCGCGGCGAAGAGACAGAGUUCUCCAUUGCGCCGGCGUCGCGGCAGCCGUACCUGAGCGGCAAGAGUGACAUCCACUGGAUACCGAUGAUCGACAUCGUGGGAGGCACGAAGCGCGUGAACCUGCGCUUCCUGCUCGUCUCUCAGCGGCUGCAUGCGCGCGUGGUGUGCCGGCUGCCGCUUGUGCUCGUCCUCUGGUUCCUGCUCAUCCUGCUCGAGACGGCAGCCUUCUUUGUCUGGGCGCCACCGCCGCCGCCGCCGCCGCCGCCGCCGGGAGAGGAGCCUCGGCUCAGCCUGGUCGCGUGGGGCAACGCCCCCGUCGUCCUCGCCGCCGCCCUCACCUUUGGCGCGUCGAGUGGCUUCAUGUUUGCGGCCGGCCUCGCCGACCCCGGAGGCGUUCCUGUCUCGGCGGCGCAGCGGGCGCAGCGGGCGCAGGUGGAGCGGGUGAGCACCGCGAUUGAGGAGCGGCUCGACGAGCUCGCCGUCAAGGCGGCGGUCCUCUCGCAGCAGGGUCGCCACUCGGAGGCGGUCCUCUUCCUGCGCGAGGGCAAGGCCUCUACCUCGAGAUCAUAUCUCGCGAUAUCUCCCCACAUCUUGCCCUGUCCCCCCAUAGGCAAGGCCCUCUACCUCGAGCAGCAGCGCCGCUUCCCCGACGGCUUCUGCACCGCUUGCGUCCAUCUGCGCCCGCCGCGCACGCACCACUGCCGGAUCACCGACCGGUGCGUGGCGCGGUACGACCACUACUGCUGCUACAUCGGCAACUCGGUCGGGCACAACAACUACCGGUGGUUCUUUGGCUUUGUGUGGGCGACGGCCCUCCACGCCGCCCUCGUCCUCACCGCCUCCGCGUCGCGCCUCCUCCUCCUCGCCGCCUCCCUCCUCGCCCACCACGACCCGCACCACGGCCCGGCGCUGCUCAUCUCGCGCAACCUGACCACCUACGAGCACAUCAAGCAGGUCUACAAGGGCGAGGACGGCGUCGCGCUCAUGCCGGAUGCGACGCUCCGGCGCGUCUACUCGACGCCUCUCGACGACAGGCAGUCACCGCACCCUCUCCCCGCUGCAUGCUCCCCCUCAAACGCACGCCCUCCAACGCUGCCGCAAGCCGCAGUCGGCGCGCCUCCGCGGGGCAUGCUGUAA
Emiliania huxleyi CCMP1516 is the source of this 1413-nucleotide messenger RNA. RefSeq lists its product as hypothetical. The transcript has 5 exons. Gene Ontology annotation, biological process: protein targeting to membrane; peptidyl-L-cysteine S-palmitoylation. Gene Ontology annotation, cellular component: endoplasmic reticulum; Golgi apparatus. Lineage: Eukaryota; Haptophyta; Isochrysidales; Noelaerhabdaceae. Bases 1 to 1413 code for a protein of 470 amino acids. Gene Ontology annotation, molecular function: protein-cysteine S-palmitoyltransferase activity. The record is from RefSeq and is a predicted model, not a curated record.